GGAUGCGCUUGCGGAGGCGGCGGCGCAGAAAAGGGUUACAAAGGCGGCUACGAGGGCAAAGUAUGGGUUUUAGGGUGGUGGGUAGGAUGGGGAUGGGAUGUGGGAUGUUUUGCAAGUCUUUUAGGGGGAGCCCUUUGUCAUAUACGCUUUUGUUUUUGUGGGAUGUACAGUAACACUUGGGAUGGAAUGUACAGCUGUACGAAUGGCAGAUGAGUCCAUGGGGUCCGUUUCCCUGUCUUGUUCCGUUCGCCGCCCCCCUACCCGUGAAUCUGUUAGUAGAUUCUUUACACUUUUUCUUUCCCACUAACGACACAUCGCAACAGCCGGCAGCAGCACACUUACUCCCCCUAGCACGACAUCCCAAGCCCAGAUGUCCCUUCUCUCUCCCGUCCAGCUCCACCUACGACGUCGUUUGCUCACCCCACGAAUUCGGACCAACCUUCUCACAUCACCCCCACCCUCGCUCCCUCUAACGUCAUCACACGCUGAUACUCCAAGUGAGCGU
Molecule: messenger RNA, 505 nt
Organism: Fimicolochytrium jonesii
Lineage: Eukaryota; Fungi; Chytridiomycota; Chytridiomycetes; Spizellomycetales; Powellomycetaceae
Exons: 1
Coding region: 210-473 (87 amino acids)
Source: RefSeq, a predicted model, not a curated record